AGUUUUAUUACAUGGUGAAGAACGGCGGUCUUUGUGUCGACAGGAGAAAAAGACAAGAGAAUAAUGGCCGAAAGCAAGCAGAAUCGUGAUGAUGUUUUCACAUGCUCUAUAUGUAUGGAAACGUUCCGGAAACCAGUAAUGCUACCCUGUCAGCACAGUUUUUGUAGGGAAUGCAUUGGUUUAUAUGCUGACAAGUCUAAACCUGUACGGGCAGAUGAGACCUCUGGCAUCACAGGGAAUGAGGACGUUCAUCAGCUGAUCUCAUGCCCUGUGUGUCGGGCACCGACCAGUCUAGGGAGAGAAGGUGUGGCUGGUCUGCCACCCAACUUUCAUCUGGCAGAAAUUGUGGAGAGGUUCUCGUCUGUUGUAGAGGUUGAGGAUGACACCCCAUAUUGUUCUAUGUGUGAGGUGGAAAAUCACGCUAAAGCUGUCAAGUUUUGUACCAACUGUGGUGUGUUUUACUGUCAGGAAUGUCUUGCAAAUUACCAUCCAAUGCGGGGGCCUCUGAAACGUCACCGACUGAUUUCCUCCAUGGAGUACCUCUCCCAGGACACCUCACAGGGUCAAGUCAGCAGACACCACCAAUCGACUCAACAAGCCACAUGUUCUAGACAUGGUCAGCCAUUCUGCUUGUACUGUGUAACGUGCCGGAUGGUGAUCUGUCUGGGGUGUGUGGUUGACCAUCCGAAACACGCUGUGCAAGAUAUAAAAUCUGCAGCUGAGAAUGACAAGCCAGAUGUUUUAACCAAGACUAGUGAACUGGAGAAAGUUCUACAAGAAACUAAAGAAUCACUGUCAGGAGUUAUGAGGCUGCACAAGAAGAUACAGGAAAACCAGGAUCUUCACACUCAGGAGGUAGAAAAGGCUUAUUGCGCAGCCUUGGAAGCUUUACAAGCCUGGCGGCUGCACUCGUUAGAUGCUAUGAAAACGCGCUAUUCACAGUGGAGAGUGGAGUGUAGCGCCAUACUCAAACAUUUCCAAAUUCAGGCUCAGGAAAUGGAGAGUAUAGUACAGGCUUCCAAAGAUUUGUUGACGUCAAUGGACGUCGAGUUUUUACAGGUAAGUCAAAUGUACACAAUCUCUAACAUUGGUUCAGCUGCCUCAACUCCAGUUAAAUACCUCAAGUAACCACACAGGACAAACUGCCAAUAAUUUGUCAGCUUCAGAGAACAUGCAAAGUUUUCUUACCUCUGUGGGCUGUAGAUAUCUUUAUUUUGACCGCUCAUUUGUAAACAGAUGUGAUAUGUAUGUAGUGUAAGUACACAGAGGUGUCUCAUUUACCAUUGUCACAUUAUUGAACCUGUGACCGGCCUCAUACAAUGACCCUAAUGAACAGUGAUCAGGUGUUCAAAUCCAUCUCAUGCUGCCAGAUCUGCUGAAGGUUUAGGUCCAGAGUUUAACUGCUUUACUUUGUUCAGUGGUUCUCUCCGGUUGCUCUCCGUUUUUCUACCCAUAAACCUAACCGCUCAGCGAUUAGACCAAUAAACAACUCCAGGAUCUUGUCUAUGUAAUGUUAAAAAAGAGUGUAUUGUUUGAUGUUUUUCGAAAACGACAUGUGAAUACAAACAGUAAUAAAGGCAUUAUCUGUGUUUGAAACAAUAAAUUAGCCAUUGUACAAACCGUAUAUCGACAACUAUAUCUCUGUUGAUGUCCCCAGGCACUGGCCGGUUUCCUCCAACCAAAAGUCUAACCACGGUCUAAAAAGAGAAAUAUUUUUGAGCACGACGUAAAACACCAACCAAACAAACCAUCAUGUUGUGGCUCAUUAUGUUGUCCCAAUUUUCAAUCAUUUGGAUGAUAACGGCUGUUUUCUGUUUUGGGUUUUUCGGUCCAAAGUUGAUUUACCUGGAACAGAAAGUCCAGGCCCACAGGUGAUAAACACAAUGGCUACUUUCACAAGCUUGUAACACACAGAAUUUGAUAGCGUUUACUGUGUUUGUGGUAUUUGUUUGUUUCGGAUUGUAAACAUCGUCCUUUUGUAUGCACCAGUAGUCUACUUUAGCCUAACAUUUUCAUAAACGUGCCGUAAAAUAACCAUAUAACAGCCGUAGAAAGGGACUCCUAACAGGAAGACAAGAAUUUAGCCAUUUCUUCAUUUUCCUGACAUCAUUGGUUUAUAUCCCUCUCUUUAGAAGAUUUCUACCCUGGUCUUCUUAUUUAUAGUCCACGGUUAAUACGAUUGUUUACCUUCUUCCCACAGCUUUUAGGGGAAGGGGAGAUAACUCUAGUGCCUUUCACUAUAAUGAAACCUUCUGCCACAAUACUCGUGACAUUGACUAAAGAUUGCUUCGAUGACAGUAGUGUAGGAUUCAGAAACCUUACCACAUGCUAAGAUUUAUGCAACCACUAUCCUUAAAUUGGUUACUGUUUUACUUUUAAUAUGUGGAACAAAUCAUUUUCAACUAAGAUUGGGUGAUCUCGAAAUCUUCGGGGAAAAAUUACACAGCAACAAGCCCCAAAGAAUUUAUUACACCGGAAUUUAGAGCUGAUUUUGACUAUGUGAUUGACUAGGGAGUGGUCUAAUUUUUUGAGGGAAAAGCCAAGGGUCCAUGUGUACUAUAGGAGAGGUAAGCCAUAUCAGUUACAACCGUGUUCUUGUUACAUAUUGUGGUGAAAGUACAAUGUAUACCCUAAUUUUUCUAAAAUUUGGGACAGAUAUUACUAGUGUUUGAAAGUAGAAUAUUACAUUUCUUUACCAGCCUUUUCGAAAGUAAAAAUAUGAAUAGAUUGUUCAUUAGAUGGUCCAACCAUGUGACAAAAAGGAAACUCAAUAUUCCUGCUAUAAUUACAUGUUAAUUGGCUACAAUGGGCAGACCAGGUGUCCCAAAUUUUAGAAGAAACAGGGUAGGUACAGAAUCUUAGUUUCGGUUAUCAUCUUUACUUGAUUUUAUAUGGGUUUUCAAUUCUGUUUGUUGACAGGGUUCCACAGACUUCACCAAAACGUAUGUAUGAAUAUGUUAUACCUAUCAAGGUUUGUUACACAUGUGCACGUGACUAUAGUCAGCAGAUGUGUUUCUGUAACGCUGAGUACAAGCACUGUAGUCCUCCAGAACAUGACUCAAGCAUAAAAUAUAUCUAGUGUUCAAACAUACGUAUGUUCGGACAAAUCAGAUCUAACCUGCUAGGAAUAGUACACUGUAUAUUAUGGCAUUCUCAUAACUGCGUGGUACAUAGGAUUAUUACACGACUUUGUCUCUUUCUUUUCUCUCCCCUUCUCACAGAAUUGAUGAUCGAUUGAAUGAGAUAAGAGCAGAUCUGGAGAAACAUGAAGUCAGCAGACAGAAGCUUCUAGAAUCUGUACAACAGGACCACGUUGUCCCCAGACACGUGACUGUAAAGGAGACAGUGCAAGAAAGUCAGGACUUAGAAGCAGCAGUCGGUGAACAAAUGUCACCCCUACGUGUUAAAAAACCGACGCUGAGAUUCACAGAGACAGAUGACAGUGAGCUGCGAAUCAUUGAGAGCGGCUCUGUGGUAAAGGCUGAGGACUUGUCCGAGGUGUGGUAUGGGACAGCUGUGACAGAUGGG
Liolophura sinensis is the source of this 3528-nucleotide messenger RNA. RefSeq names its product probable E3 ubiquitin-protein ligase MID2. The record is from RefSeq and is a predicted model, not a curated record. Lineage: Eukaryota; Metazoa; Mollusca; Polyplacophora; Chitonida; Chitonidae. Bases 64 to 1128 code for a protein of 354 amino acids. Gene Ontology annotation, molecular function: zinc ion binding; ubiquitin protein ligase activity. The transcript is spliced from 5 exons.